Messenger RNA from Lodderomyces pseudojiufengensis, 702 nucleotides. Its product is annotated as 21S rRNA (uridine2791-2'-O) methyltransferase. Gene Ontology annotation, biological process: RNA methylation. The transcript has a single exon. Lineage: Eukaryota; Fungi; Ascomycota; Pichiomycetes; Serinales; Debaryomycetaceae. The record is from RefSeq and is a predicted model, not a curated record. Gene Ontology annotation, cellular component: mitochondrion. Gene Ontology annotation, molecular function: rRNA (uridine-2'-O-ribose)-methyltransferase activity. Bases 1 to 702 code for a protein of 233 amino acids.
AUGUACAAAAAUAUAAAUCAUGUAUCAGUGAGACAUAAAUCAUCAAAUUUGAAAAAGCAUUUGCAAAAAGUUUAUAACGACCCAUUCAAUGAUAAGAAAAGGGGUGAAUUUUACAGAUCUCGAGCUGCUUUCAAAUUAUUGGAAAUCAAUAAAAAAUGCAAACUAUUUAAUAAUAACACCAAAAAUGUAGUUGAUUUGGGAUUUGCACCAGGAGCUUGGACACAAGUUGCAGUAAACGCUUUUGAACAUCAAAAUUUACCUUAUAAAAUUCUUGGAGUUGAUAUUAAUCAAGCUACUCCUUACAAAGGUUGCAAGUAUAUUCAAGGUGAUAUCACCAAAAAAACCACACAUGAUCUAAUUGAAAUAUUCUUUGAAGGUGAAAAACUUGAUUUAAUAAUGAGUGACAUGAUGGUUAAUUGUACUGGGGUCGAUCAUUAUGAUCAUAUCGGAAAUAUGGAGUUAUGCAAUGCAGCCAUAAUUUUGGCUUUCAAUCAAUUAAAAACUGGAGGAAAUUUAGUUAUGAAAGUGUGGACUGGAUCUGAAAUUAAAACAUUGGAGGACAGAAUGAAAAUUUUAUUUACCAAACUCGUUCGAAUGAAACCAGACGCAAGUAGAUCAGAGUCAAGUGAAUUUUAUUUCAUUGGAUUGAAAAAGAAAAAUUUGAAUUUAACUUUACAAGAUCUAUUUAAAUAUAGGGGUUAA